Molecule: messenger RNA, 6633 nt
Organism: Pseudophryne corroboree (corroboree frog)
Lineage: Eukaryota; Metazoa; Chordata; Amphibia; Anura; Myobatrachidae
Product: NLR family CARD domain-containing protein 3-like
Exons: 9
Coding region: 1464-4025 (853 amino acids)
Biological process (GO): regulation of apoptotic process
Cellular component (GO): cytoplasm
Source: RefSeq, a predicted model, not a curated record
CCGCCGCUGGAGGUCUCGUUUCCCCGGAGCAUUCGCAGAUGACACCUGGAGGCAGGGGGGACGAAAAGACUGGAGAAGCCGGGAUCGCGGAACAGCCGGAUACCGCAUCGCAUCGGGAACAGAGAACAGCGGCCCAGAUGCGCUGAGGCAGAAACAGGCCACAUAUGUGACAGAGGCAGCAGCACAUGUAUGUAACACACACCAGCCAUUAGGGCCUGGAACUGCGCAUGUAGCCCUUGCCCAGCAGCAGGCACUGGUCACACACCGGCCCCGCAGCACAUACUUCCUCCUCCAUGGAUAUUCGGGAAGCAGGUGCCCUCAUGACUCACAUGACGCGGCAUGUCCUGCUGUGCUGCUUCUGUCUCCCUGCCUGCACCACACACAAGGCGGCAGUGACGCUGGGAGUGUCCGGGUAAAGACACCGCAUCAGAAGCUCCCUGCUAACCUGCUACCACCCGCUGUCAGCUGCCUAAACGAUGAGCCAGCACCGGAGAGAUGAGUAGCCCUCCCCCUACCGCACCGCACAUGGCCGGGGAGCCGGGGACUGACGCUGUGCUGGACAGCUGGCCGGAUAAAAGAUCCAGUGAGGACUGUUGGGGCCAUAAUCCGGAAGUGGAAAGAACAUAAUUUCACCAUAAACCAGCCACAACCAGGUGCUCCUUGGCAAGAUUUCUGACAGAGAAGUAAAAAUAAUUAUGAGAAGAGUUGUUCUAGAAUCAAGGACCACUUGUGGAGAGCUUCAGGAGAUCUGGAAUUACCAUGUACAAUUGUUUCAAUGAAAACAAUAAGUAAUGCACUCAACCGACAUGGGCUGUAUGCACGCUCACCACGCAAGACUCCAUAGCUGAAGAAAAAACAUGUUGAAGCCUGUUUAAAGUUUGUUGCACAACAUUUGGACAAGCCUGUGAAAUACUGGGAGAAUAUAGUCUGGUCAGAUGAGACAAAAAUUGAACUCUUUGGAUGCCAUAAUAUACUGUACACCAUGUUUGGAGGAGAAAUGGCACUACACAUUACCCCAAAGACACCAUACCAACAGUGAAGCUAGGAGGUGGAACAUCAUGGUGUGGGGCUGUUUUUCAGCAUACAGUACUGGCAUACUUCAUAUGAUUGAAGGAAGAAUGAAUGGAUAAAUGUACUGAGACAUUCUUGAUAAAAAUCUGCUGCCAUCUACCAGGAACCAGAAGAUGAAACAAGGGUGGACAUUUCAGCAAGACAAUGAUGCCAAACACACAGCCAAGGAUACUCUCCGUUGGUUUUAGAGAAAGAAAAUAAAGCUGCUAGAAUGGCCCAGCCAAUUACCUGGCUUGAAUCCAAUUGAAAAUCUAUGGAAAGAACUAAAGAUCAGAGUUUAUAGAAAAGGCCCGUGGAAACUUCAAGAUUUGAAGACUGUGUGGAAGAAUGGGCCAAAAUCACACCUGUGCAAUGCAUGCAUCUUGAAGCCUUCAUUUCAACUCUCUUCAUGUAUGUUUUUGCAAACUUACCGAAUACAGCUGAUAAAUGAACUUGAAUAUUACAUUGACUCGAUUCUUGAUAAUGCCAUUAAAAAGCAGUUGCUAUCAAAAGAUGAUUAUGAGGAUGUGGCAUAUGAAAGGGGGCCCAGAAAACAAGUCAGAAAAUUAUUAGAUCUUAUAGACUGUCUUGGAGAAGAAAAUGCAUCAAUCUUUUGUGAACUCUUUCUUAAUGUUAAAAAGUCGAAAAAGCAGAUGACGAAAGAAAAUGAUGUUUCAAAGACCAUACAGAAACACAAAGGAGUUCUUCUAAGGAGAAGUGAUUUCAUUAAGUUCUACAACUGCAGACAUGGGGAAAAAUUCUACUUCUCUGAUUAUUUUGUGAAUCUUCUUCUUGUCAAUGGACACUACAGCCUGGAAAUUAAGAAAAAUGAGCUGCUGACAUUUGGCCAACAACGUAUAUACCUUCAAGAAAAAAAAGAAGGAAAGAAUAAGCUAAAACUUAACCAGCUAUUUGAAAAGCUAAAUGGAAAGAGGACUCCUAAGAAGAUACUUGUAAGUGGUGUAGCAGGAAUUGGGAAAACUGUUUUUGUUCAAAAAAUCCUUUUUGAUUUUUCUAACACAACAGAGUAUCAAGACUUUGACUUUAUAUUAAAUUUUACUUUCAGCGAUCUGAACUUAAUUAAUAAACCAACAACUUUGCGGGAAAUCAUACGUAAAAAACAUGGGCACUUGUCACAGACUUUAGAUAGUGUUUUCAAAAACAGCAAUAAACUUCUUUUGAUCUUGGAUGGAUUUGACGAGUUUAAGUGUUACAGCCAACUGGACUGGGAGCAAUAUGUAUUUGAUCCGGAUGAAGAAGCAGAUCUGUCUCAAUUAAUUGGCAGUUUAAUCACAGGAGAACUUCUACCUGACGCCACCAUAUUGCUCACUAGCAGGCCAACAGUCAUUAACCACAUACCUGUUGACUGUAUUGAGCGCUUUGUUAUAAUUACUGGAUUCUCUGUUACUGAAAUAGAAGAUUACUUCCAAAAAUUUUUUGGAGAUAAAAAAGUGGGAAGUGAACGGUUUCUGAUGGUUAGGGAAAAUCAUUUUCUGUUUACAUUGUGCUACAUUCCAGCUUUUUGUUGGAUUGUCUGCAGUGUCCUAAAAGGAAGUGUUGCUCUUCACAUUGAGCAGCCCAAAACAAUGACUGAUAUUUACUGCCAUUAUCUUAUAGUCUUACUGAAAUAUCAUGCACAUCAAAUCUGCACUAAAGACGACGCAGCAUUAAAAGGGAUUCUGGGUUUGGGUCAAAUUGCAUACCAGUCCCUUUUAAAGCAUGAAACCUUGUUUUAUGAGAAAGACUUUGAAAUGUUUCACAAGCUCCCGAAAGACAUUGUAAAUAGCUUUCUUGAUAAGACCUGUGUGCAGGAGCUGGAAUGCACAGAAAAUAUCCUUUCGUUUACCCAUUUUACUAUCCAGGAAUUCUUUGCAGCCUUUUAUUAUGCUCACGUGGAGAACAUUUUGGAUGACCUCAUGGAUUUAGACCUACAGAAAAGGUUGGGCAUUGGCUCUGGAUAUUUGGAUUUAUUUUUAAGGUUUCUUUCUGGAUUGCUGUCGGUGAGAAACCAAGAUUUGUUCUUGAAACAUCUAAACCUUCAUGAAAGUAAGAAGUCUGAAAUGUACACAUUGUGGCUGAUUAAGUCCAUUGUUGAACACUGUGAAAGUGGAGGGUACAUAUUAAACCUACUACACUGUUUGUUUGAGCAGCAAAGGAGCAGCUUGGCCAGUAGCAUAACUCCAUCUGUGUUACGUCUUAAUCUGAGUGAUAAUGUGUUCUCGCCUAUUGACUUUGAUGUGCUGGCAUAUUUCCUAGACCAUGUUCAUAUGGAUAUUGCUGAACUUGACUUAACAGCUACCCAUAUAAAUGCACAUUAUUUGGAGAAGCUGCAACCAUACCUUCAUCGGUGUAAGCACUUAUGGCUUGGAGAAAAUAACCUGGAUAUAGAAGCAAUAAAAAUUCUCAGCAAUGUACUGAUGUCACCAGACUGCAAGAUGUGUUACUUGGGCCUUGGCUGGACACAAUUACAAGAUGAAGAAUUUUUAGAGCUUUAUAGAUGUCUCCCACACAAUAACUCUCUGACUGGAUUAUGGCUGGAAGGAAACAAUAUCAGCUACAGUGCUGUUGAACAGUUUUCAGACAUAUCUUCACUCAAUUCACAUUUAGAACAUGUAGUGCUGCUUGGGAAUAACCUGGAACCUGAUGAUAUCACAGCUCUGAAGGCCAAAUCAAGUAAAAGUAUAAUUGCUGCACACAUUGAUGAAAAUUUUGGACAGGAUUUUUGGCAAGGCUGGUGGCUCUGGAUAUUUCAACGAUGCAAAAUGUGCAAUGAUGAAAAAAUUGUCUCUUUUUUGACUAAAGUGUACAGAGGGCUCGGUCUUUGCAGCGGAAAAGAUAUUGAGUGGAUGAAAAACUGGUAUAAGGAAGUGGAUGACUUUUUGCAGGAGAGAAUAAAUCAGUGCUCCGUUAAGAACAUAACUAAGAGGAUGGAGGCACUCAGACAGAUGUUUCAGCAGCAGUCAACAAACCACUAAUUUGUAAAUGGUUUUUCCUUCAAUAUAAUAAUAUAUUCUAAGUAGAGUGUAAACUGGCACAUAAGAACUACAAGUAAGGAGACAUUCCUAGUGUGUAUUGUUACAACUACAUCCAGUAACAUAUUGAUAGAUGAAUAAUCAUGUUAACGCAUAGAUUUGUCCAGCAUUACAUUUUCCUCCUCUGUCCUUCCUUUCCAGUUUGUGGCUGGAAAACAUACAAAAACAGAAAACUAGUGCACACUGUGUGUGAAAUCAAUCAAUUUAUAAAGUGCAGAUACACUCACCUAGUAGAUAUGAUAUUCAUGCUCUGUGAUAUUACUGUACUGCUCCUCAAACAACGCAUUUCGCCAUGUGGGAAGAUGAAAUGUAAAUAGAGUACAUAACUAGAUAGCACUGUAUAGCCUAUACCAGUGUUUCCCAACCACGGCCCUCAAGGCACACCAACAGUCCUGGUUUUAGUGAUAUCCAGGCUUGAACACAGGUGACUUAAUUAGUACCUUAAUUAUUUUGAUUUAACCAUCUGUGCUGAAGACUGGAUAUCACUAAAACCUGCACUGUUGGUGUGCCUUGAGGACCGUGGUUGGGAAUGCCUGGCCUAUACCUCUAAUUAACAAGCUAGCUGCAAAAUAUAAGAGAUCAGAAUACUUAAAUGUAUGAGCAAAUCCCGUUUCUACACACAUUCAAUAAUAAUGAGUGGCAUGAAAUCCUUUCAAGAGACUGUACUAGAAGUUGGAAAGGUGCUGCUGUCUGUUAUCUGUCAGGUCUGGUAGGAAAGGCCAGCAAUAGUGAUAAGGGAGACUUUCUACACUGUCCCGCAAAAUAUGUGCUUAAGUCUGCAAUUGGCAAGAAAAUUGACUAUAUGAAGAUUAUAUCUGGAAUCUUGGGCUGAGCUACAGGAAUUAUUACAGUCCGCGUUCUGUUGAUACAUUACUAUUAUUAUUAUUAUCCUUUAUAUGGCGCCACAAGGGUUCUGCAGCGCCCAAUUACAGAGUAUAUAUGCACAUAAUUAAAACAGGAAAACAGUGACUUACUGUACAGUUGAAGACAAUAUAGGACAAGUACAGAGUAACUAAGCAUAACUACACCAGUAAACGACAUAGAGAUAAUUUCCAAGGUGGCCAAAAAACUGUGGGAUUUGGGCAGUUGAGGAUUAUUAAAGUAAGAAAAGGAUAAGCACAUGAGGGAAGAGGGCCCUACUCGUGAGAGCUUACAUUCUAAGAUUACACACUUUGCCAGUAGUGGUCAUCUUUGUCGUCAUCUAUCCACAUCGAUAUACCAGCAAUGAUACAGUUUUUACUGUAUUGUUUUCAGCAGAUCAAGCACCCCGCAGUAUUGGGUCAGUCGGUGACAGAUAGGACAACAAGUGAAUGUAGUUGGCAGAGAGAGCUAUACUGAUUUAGUUUGAUGGACUACAUGCUGUACAUUAUAUUAUAAAGUUACUGUAGAUACUGUAGUAUAUAUCUGCAGUGAAUUAAUAUAGGUACCGUAACAUGUAUCCAUGCCUAUAUGAUAAUGCUACGAACAUACAUGUAAGCCUAGCCUGGACAAAUGCACUCCAUGGGGGAGAUUCAAAUGUUUGAAAAUUCAGUUGGGAGUCUGUUUUUUCCUAUCUACAGAUGUAGCCACCUUUAUCUUGGCCGAUUCUCCGCCUAGACGGACGUUUAGUCACGCUAAGGCGAUAGCUUAGCUUGCUGAGUUUAAUCACAGGCAGGCACGUUGAGGCGAUUCUAGAUACUCAGCAUGCAUUUCACAUCUCCACCACUGGGUGGCUAAUGCUCCACUAAUCCAGUACUUUCGAUCGUAUAGCGGCGGAUUGAUCUACAGCUCUGGCAAAUGGCCAGUGACGACUGUAAUGUUAAUAGAUGGUGACCAAUGGUCAGACGGUGAGAGUUCUCAAUAUGAAUAAAUAGUUUAUACAGACAUAAACGAACAUGUUAAAACACUUGUGUAUGCAGACGCAAGAUUGUGUAUGGAGACGCAACUAAUUGUGUAAAGGGAAGUAUGUACAAUGCAUAAACACCAUGCUUUUGAAAUACAUGUACAGUAUGAGCGUCCGAGUUCCCUAAGGCAUAAUGGGGAGGGGUCGCUAUUUGCAGUACUUUUACACAUGAACUUGUAAAUCUCUCAUGAAAUGUCGUGGUCUAACAAUGAAGGCUACCACCUCCCACGCUGAGAGUCCCGGGUUCGAGUCCUAAAGUGCCAACUUUUUUUUUGUGUGUGUGUUCCCGUGACAGUCACUUUAAUAUUUUUUUUUUCAUGCUAAUACAUUCUAUACAUUCUGUGGAAAAUACGUGCUUUUGAAAUACAAGUAUGAGCGUCCGAGUGCCCUAUGUCAUAAACCCAACACCAAUGGGAAGGAAGUGCCAACCUUUUUUUUUAUGUGUUCCCGUGACAUUCACUUUAUUAUAAUUUUUUUUCUUUGUUAUACAUUCAAUGGAUGGGUGCACACAGAUUUCACAUAAAUCAGAGUAAAUCUGCAGGAGCGAUUCUUUACGCUAAGUGCAAAUGCACAGAGGUAAUGAGUAUAAAUUAGUGUAUUCCGCUGCAACUAACUGAGCAACACAGUACUGUAUAUAAAAGCUCCUCCCUAAGUUCCUGGAUGCCAAAU